GCUGAGCUUUGAGUUCCCAUUUACUGAAGCAAUAUCUAGCCAGUAGCCAGAUAUCACGAAGUCGCCUAACUUUCUGAAAACACAACAAAAAAAGAAAAAAUGGUGAGAGCUCCAUGCUGUGAGAAGAUGGGGUUGAAGAAAGGUCCUUGGACCCCUGAAGAAGAUCAGAUUCUGAUCACUUACAUUCAACUUUACGGCCAUGGAAAUUGGCGAGCACUUCCAAAACAAGCUGGUUUACUGAGGUGUGGAAAGAGUUGCAGGCUCCGGUGGACAAAUUACCUAAGGCCAGACAUCAAAAGAGGAAACUUUAGCAGAGAAGAAGAGGAUGCAAUCAUAAAUUUACACGAAAUGUUAGGCAAUAGAUGGUCGGCAAUUGCAGCUAGGCUACCAGGACGAACAGACAAUGAGAUAAAAAAUGUUUGGCACACCCACUUGAAAAAGAGGCUCGCCAAACAACCCCAAGACAGUAGUACCCCAACAGCAACCAAAAGAAGAAGUGCUCCGCCCACCAAUACAUUCGAAUACUCUCACGAGGCUAAAAUUAAUGAACUAGAACCCAUGAAUUUUCCAAGUCAUGAUGCAGCAUCUGAGAGCCUAGAACAUAGAGCAGUCUCCCCGCAAGAAUGUUCAAGUGACUUGUCAUCCACGAUCACCAUGGCUGACAAUAACAGCGACAACAGUGGGUACCCGAAAGCCGAAUCGCCUGGAAACUUCCCGGAAAUGGAUGAGAAUUUCUGGUCAGAGGUGUUGUGGACAGAAGAUUCGGGGGAGGUGAAUGACUUUUCUGCUGCAGUUGGUGGUGAUCAUCUUGAUCAAGAAGUUCAAAUUCCAUUUUCUCCAAUAGUGUCAAUGGAGCCUGUCCAUUCGUUUGGUUCAAACAUGCACGAUAACAUGGAUUUUUGGUUCAACCUUUUCACAAGGGCGGGGGAAUUGCCACAGUUACCAGAAUUUUGACCAAAGUCUUGUUUGGUUGUAAUUUUAUUUUAUUUUUCAUCCUUUUUUUGAAUUUUUUCAUGUGGGAAAUGGAUGUUCAGUUUGUUGACCCUUGGAGUAGAAGAAUUAUGUCCAACGUAACAGAUCUUGUCCAAUUAUAAGGAUUUAUUGUGGACCAUUACAGACUUGGUUGUCAAACAGCAACAUGAAACAGAAUAUCAGCAGAAAUCCAAGAUGUCUGCUUGUGUACGUUUCAGUGGUUGUAAUAGCACGUGGACAAUUCAUUGUCCUCUAGCUGCUUGAAUUAUGUAAAGAAAUGAGAAAUACCAAGAAAAGAUGAACACUAAAACAUCAUGCUCGAUCGGCGAAAGAAAAGAUAUUGAUCCAUGCACGGAGGAACGUCACAGCGCACUUACUCCUAAGGAUACAUUUCAGCUGGAUAUUUUUAAGCCUAUAAGGAUUGAUGGAAGUGCUAAUGUAACAUUUAUUACAAGAAAAAUGAACUUUUGUGACC
Molecule: messenger RNA, 1447 nt
Organism: Juglans regia (Persian walnut)
Lineage: Eukaryota; Viridiplantae; Streptophyta; Magnoliopsida; Fagales; Juglandaceae
Product: transcription factor MYB30-like
Exons: 3
Coding region: 100-954 (284 amino acids)
Source: RefSeq, a predicted model, not a curated record